AUGGAGUAUGUUUCGACCCGAGUCGUUGAACAAAUAUGGAAGGACAAGUUCAUGUGGCUUUGGGAACAUGGUAAAGAGGGAAACGAAGCUGCGGAUUUUGUUUUCCCUAUUCUCAUCCAUCCAGAUACCAGCGAUAGAUUCGUGAAGUGGCUUCAGGGGUUUGGGGAUAGUGUUCAGUUUUAUACUCAUGAGCAGAUUGCUACCGCUUGGUUGAGUGUGAAACAGAAGGAGGUGUUGGGAAUUUAA
Molecule: messenger RNA, 246 nt
Organism: Penicillium malachiteum
Lineage: Eukaryota; Fungi; Ascomycota; Eurotiomycetes; Eurotiales; Aspergillaceae
Product: polysaccharide deacetylase family protein
Exons: 2
Coding region: 1-246 (81 amino acids)
Source: RefSeq, a predicted model, not a curated record